Molecule: messenger RNA, 748 nt
Organism: Dermacentor silvarum
Lineage: Eukaryota; Metazoa; Arthropoda; Arachnida; Ixodida; Ixodidae
Exons: 4
Coding region: 98-436 (112 amino acids)
Source: RefSeq, a predicted model, not a curated record
UUACCUUCGUGCCGAGAAGACGUCUAGCGGAGGCGCAACUUCUUUCUAUCGACAUAAAAGCUUAAAGAGGAAGCUUCUCGCGGCUGAGGAAACGACAAUGCAGACCGCAGUCAAAGCCAUUGCCAUCAUUGGAUUGGUUGGAAAUCUUGUCGUUCCGAGCUAUCCUAUGGUGCACGCAUCGGUUCCUGCUCUCCGUGGAACUAUGGCGCUGGCCUUUUUGACUUCCUGCUUUGUCGGAAGCAAUGCCUAUCUUUGUGAAAAACUGGGUGGACCGUGCAAGUACAAUAAGGACUGCUGCCACCGGCUCGUGUGCCUCCAGGUGACCAUGACCUGCGAACCGCGCGGACCACACGCGCGGCGCGCCCGGAUCUCGAGAACGAAGCCUGUGACGAGGCCCGGAGGCAGAGCGGCUCCCAUGAGAACCACUGCGAUGUAGCCUCGUGCACCGCCAGAGGCGGAUUUCGGUAUUCGCGCUGAGCGGACGUCACCAACGAAUGUCUUUAAACAGCAGGGCAUUAUUUCGAGUCAUGCUGCGAAACCUCCAUCACCAUCUGCUUCUCGAUUGCUCGGAAAUACGUCUUCAAAUCCACCCGGAAAUGGUGGUCAUAGCACGCAACGGUAUUCAUUAAACGUGAUGUCGCCAACGUCAAGUAGGAAAAUUGCCCGCAACUAAACAGUCAUUAUGCAUACAGUGAUUCUGCUGAACAAAAAUAAAACAAAGUUUCUUCCAUGCUCUGCGUUCAUUUGC